Molecule: messenger RNA, 3692 nt
Organism: Dendroctonus ponderosae (mountain pine beetle)
Lineage: Eukaryota; Metazoa; Arthropoda; Insecta; Coleoptera; Curculionidae
Gene: SMC2
Product: structural maintenance of chromosomes protein 2
Exons: 15
Coding region: 103-3621 (1172 amino acids)
Biological process (GO): chromosome organization
Cellular component (GO): chromosome
Molecular function (GO): ATP hydrolysis activity; ATP binding; protein binding
Source: RefSeq, a predicted model, not a curated record
CAAUACAGCCGUCAAUUUUGAAUCAACUGAAUUUUCCAGUCGUCCACUAUUUUGUUUAAUAUAUGUACGUUUUCAUAUGCAUUUUACUAAAUAGCUGUUGAAAUGCAUAUAAAGUCGAUUGUGCUCGACGGGUUUAAGUCCUACGGACAGAGGACCGAGGUUAAAGGAUUUGAUCCGAUGUUUAACGCCAUCACAGGACUAAAUGGCAGUGGAAAAUCCAAUAUUUUGGACGCGAUAUGCUUUGUUUUGGGCAUUUCAAACUUAUCACAUGUGAGGGUAAACAGUUUGCAAGACUUGAUCUUCAAAAGUGGCCAGGCUGGUAUCAACAGAGCGACUGUUUCGAUUAUAUUCGAUAACCAAAAUGCCAUCCAGUGUCCGCCCGGUUUUGAAAAUACCAAAGAAAUCACUAUUUCCAGAACGGUAGCUAUAGGGGGCAAGAACAAGUACAUGAUCAAUGGAAUCACGGUCACCGGCACAAAAGUGCAGGAUCUGUUCUGCUCGGUGCAGAUGAACGUGAACAAUCCCCAUUUCCUUAUAAUGCAGGGCCGCAUUACUAAAGUGUUAAAUAUGAAACCUCCAGAGAUCUUGUCUAUGGUAGAAGAAGCCGCCGGGACCAGAAUGUACGAGGUAAAGAGACAGACAACCCAAAAGUUGAUUGAGAAGAAAGACUCCAAACUGGCCGAGUUUCAAGCGGUGAUAAACGAAGAGCUCUCUCCUAAACUUCAAAAGCUGAAAUCGGAGCGCGAACAGUACUUGAAAUACCAACGAAUUGAGCGCGAAUUGGAGCACUUGGUGGGCAUAUACCAAGCCUGGCAGUACUUUGAGGCCAAGCGAAACUUUGUUAAGGCCGAGCAGGCGUUGGAGAACGGGCAAAAAACAAUUACAGAAUUUGGUGAAAAAAUUGAUCAGAACAAGGAAGCUGUGGAUCAGCUGAUGAAAGAAAUUGAAACUAUAACUCACAAUAAUAAAUCGGAAGGAUCCAAAGAACUGCAGGAAAUCGAGGCAAGGCUGAAAAAAAAGGAAACUGAAGAAGCUAAAAUAAAUGCGGCGGUUAAAAAGGUGCAAGACAACAUUGCGAGUGAGGAGAAACAGAAAAAGCAACUGGAAAAGAACAUUGCUGGUGUGGAACAAACUAUAAACACCAAACAAAAUGAGCUCAACCAAGUGCAAUCUUUGUGCGAAACUAUCAAGGAAAAUGAUCGAAAAAACACGGAAGCUUUAGCACUAGCAGAGCAAAAGUACGAAGCUCUUUGUGCUGGAUUGGAAGUAAAUGACCAGGGCGAAACGGAAACUCUAGCGGAACAAUUAAUGGCCGCUAAUGAAGAAGCUGCAAGGGCACGCACCGAGAUCAAACAAGCAUCCAUGCAGUUGGUAUUUUGCGAAAAGCAGUUGGCGACAAAGCAAAAAGACGCAAAAAGCAGCUCAUCCGAAAAUGGCAAUGAUAAAGCAAACCUGCGAAAAACGGAGACGAAAGUGGCCCAAUUGCAGAGUUCCAUAGAGAAACUGAACUUCUCCGAAGAACGAAUGUCCGAACUCAGUAAUCGGCGUCGGACUUUGUAUCACGAAGUCCGAACACUGCGGGAUCGGGUGGAUAGUUUCGAGGCGCGCCAUCCUCACAUCGCAUUCAAGUACAGCGAUCCGAUGCCAAACUUCGACCGAUCCAGAGUGAAAGGAGUUGUAUGUAAGUUGAUUCAAUGCAAGAACAUUAGUUAUGCGACAGCGUUGGAAACAGCUGCUGCUGGCAAGCUCUAUAACGUUGUUGUGGACACUGAGGCGACAUCGCGCUUAAUUCUGCAAAAGGGCGCUCUAAAAACUAGAACUACUUUUAUUCCCCUCAAUAAAAUAUCGGCGAAUAAAAUGAGCCAAGAGACCAUCAACUUGGCGCAAAAAUUGGUGGGAAAGGAAAACUGCCUGCCAGCGCUUUCCUUAAUAAACUACGACAGAUCCUUGCAGUCAGCCAUGGAGUUUAUCUUUGGAAAUGUGUUUAUCUGCAAAGACAUUAAUGUGGCUAAAAAAGUGACUUUCCACAACUCCAUUCGGAAAAAGUGCGUUACUUUGGACGGCGAUUCGACGGACCCCAACGGUAUUUUGAGCGGUGGGGCCACACUCAAAGGCCAAUCCAUCCUGCAAAUGAUUGAGGAAAUCAAACAAAUCGAGGCAGAACUUCGCCAGAAGACUCAGGAAUUAUCGCAAAUAGAUUCCGAAUUGAACAGCAUGAGCAAAACCCAAGAACAAUACAACACCAUUAAGCACGAACGGGACAUUGCAAAAAACCAACUUGAUCUGUUAAAGCAGCGUCUGUUGAACACAACCUUUGCCAGAGAGCAGAGCGAAAUUGACGAUUUGAAGGCGCAAAUAACCCAACUGAAAGAGCAAAUGGCAUCGUGCCAAGAUAUCGAAACGAAGUCCAACAAACUGGCCGAAGGUCUGAAAACGAAAAUCAAUGGUUCAUCGGGCUACAAAGAGAAACGUCUGAAAGACGCCAAAAACGAAAUGCAGACAGCAAAGACCAAAGCGGAUAAGAGCAAAGAGGAAUGGCGACAGAGAGAACAAAAUUAUGAGACGCUCACUUUGGAAAUUCAAGAGCUGCAAAAGAGUUUCGAAAGUAACAAGCAACAGCUGGUUGCACAAGAGGAACUGAUUGCAAAGUUGGAGGAAGAAUGCGCAAAGGCCUCAGAAGGAUUGAGCGCGAUGAAGGACGCUGUCAACGAAAUACAAGCCGAAGUUAAACGAUGCAAAGCGGCAAUUACGGAGAAAAACAAAGAUGUUCAAAGUAAAGUUAAACAGAAGGAUCAACUGCUAGCUGAAAACACUGAACUGGAGUUGCAGAUCAAGAAGCAUUCACAUGAAAUCAGCGACCUAAAGGCCGCUUGCAAGACAUCAAAACAACGCGAGCAAGAAUACAUAAAGAGAAUUGGAAAAAAUACCAACUAUUUGGAAGGAGCGGAGAAAUUAACAGAUAAUGAAGGCCAGGAUUUGGAAAGGAGAAUAAAAGUAGGCCGGGAGAAGAAACAUACUCUUGGUCGGACUGUUAAUGCUCAAGCGCAAAGCAUGUUCGAAGUUGAAGAGAAACGGUUUGAUGACAUAAUCCGAAAGCAGAAAAUCGUCGAAGUGGAUAGAUCGAAACUGAUCAGAACCAUUAAAGAACUGGAUAGGAAAAAGGAAAGCGCACUGAAGCUGGCGUUCGAGCAAGUUUCCAAAGAUUUUGGUUCAAUUUUCGCCACUUUAUUGCCAGGAGCCAACGCCAAACUGGGCGUGUUGCAAGGAAAGAGCAUUCUGCAAGGCUUAGAGAUUAAAGUCGCUUUGGGCAAUGUUUGGAAAGAGAGCUUAACCGAGCUGAGCGGUGGCCAAAGAUCUCUGGCUGCCCUAUCGCUAAUUCUAGCGAUGUUGCUCUUUAAGCCGGCUCCUAUUUAUAUUUUGGAUGAGGUGGAUGCCGCUUUGGACUUGUCCCAUACCCAGAAUAUUGGAAGUAUGCUCAAGUCCCACUUCAAUAAAUCUCAGUUCAUUGUGGUCUCCCUGAAAGACGGCAUGUUUAAUAAUGCCAAUGUAUUGUACCGGACAAAAUUCAUCGACGGGAUGUCAGCCGUGCAAAGAACAGAAAACACUCAUAAAAAUCACUGAGUUACGGUUUAAAAUUAUUAUUUUGUAAAUGUACCUUUUCUACUUAAUUUAAAAUAAUUUUGUUGCUAAAA